Molecule: messenger RNA, 1884 nt
Organism: Elgaria multicarinata webbii
Lineage: Eukaryota; Metazoa; Chordata; Lepidosauria; Squamata; Anguidae
Gene: CDCP1
Product: CUB domain containing protein 1
Exons: 8
Coding region: 48-1868 (606 amino acids)
Source: RefSeq, a predicted model, not a curated record
CGCCGGAGAAAUUUUGGGUAUUGGUGGUUGAGAAGAACAUUGAUUGUAUGGUAGAACCAUGCCCCUUUGGAGAUGUUCUACUUCAGCCUUCUGGACUACCGCAACUUAACAGGACCUACGCUUGGGAGGUUAAAGCUGACCGGCUAGUUGGACUUGAACUGAAGUUCUCCCCAUGGUUAAGGCAGCUUCUACCUGGAGACACUUGCUCUGAUCAAGUUCUUUAUAACAUUGGCAGCCGACUGAAAGCAGACAGAGUCAACAUUGGAAACUUCUGCAGAAAUGGCUCAGUGUCUCGGGUGAAGGUCCAGGGGGUAGUUAUCUUGACGCUCCAGCUUCCUUGGAAUUCAAAAGUCAAUGACUCUGGAUUUAAGUUGGAAAGCAGAACUUCCAUACAAAGGUUGUUUAUUAUUGAAUCCACGUUUCUAAGUGAAUCAUCCAUAAAGUUGAUGUCGGCCAACUACCCAUUGGCAUCGCCGGAAGAUGAACUCAUGUCAUGGACGUUUGUGCUCUCAUCCAACUUAAGAGCGCGUGUCCGCUUCCUCAAGUACACAGAACCAGUCUGUGUACAGAAAUCUGUGAGGGCGGAAUACGUCUUACCUCAAUUACACUCUCCCCACGAGAUUAAAAUCUUACAACUGCGUGAUGUGCAACCUGCCAAUAUUGAUGGUAGUUUCAACUUUUCCCUGCAUGGCUGUGAUGAAGAUGAGCGAAAUCCUAGACCCCUCAGUCUACUCUUUCAAGUUGAUGUUGAGUACCGUAAGAAUGUAGCGAAUGUAACCCACAUAAUUGACCUAAGGGGAGAUAAGAACAUGAAUAUUACAAUUUAUUCGUUGCCCUCAGUUCACCCUGGGCUCGGUCUGAUGUAUCAAGAUGAAUGCAGUAUCUGUAUUGAUCGUAGCCAAAACUGUAAAUCUAAUGUGACUUUACCAUCUGGGGUGAGAUACUCAAUCACCUUUCUGUGCCCAGAUCUGGAGAACAUAAGGAUAAUUGCUGAGAAAUCCAGAGCCUGUUGGAAUUCCAAGCUUUGCCAAGACAGACUCUUUUCUCUGGCUGUACCAACUUCUCUUACCCAUCUGCCAAUCCUGCUUGAGUCAUUUACAUGGAAACUCCAGGCUCCAGAAGACAUCAACAUAGAAAUCAGGUCUCCAACCUUGAAACUCAUGCAACAUAUCCCAACCAAGGGUCAAACAUGCAGUGGAAGUUAUAUUUAUUACAUGAAUGGUUCUACCCCAGGAAAGGCAUUAAGCCUCGGUUUAUUCUGUCCUGGGGGAGACAUUGAAAAAAUUCAGAUGAAAGACAAUGUCACCAUAACCCUUAAGACCUAUGGGAAGAGGUGGUUCAAUGAAUCUCGGAAACAGGAUCUUCAAUUAUUCUUCAUGCCAGUUGUGCAAGAAGACUGCAUUUUCACUCUUACGCCACAGCCCAAAGCCAAAGUUUACUUACAGACUCCUAACUGGCUGGAAGGCAUGCCUCCUUUCAUGUCCGUGUAUUGGAACAUCAGUGUCCCGGCGAAGCACGUUGCGCAGCUCCAGUUCCUAAGCAAUCAGAUGGGCAUAACUUGUGAAAAGGGCCGGGCUUACACCUACAUUAAGGAACAGAGACCAAAUGCAGAGGAAACCGUGUGCCGCGAUGAUCAGAAACUGCCAAAGGCUCUAGAACUGCAGCACCAUUUCUGGAUAAACAUCACCAACUGUAAGCCGUCUGCCAAGCAACUCCUGAGCAUGGAACUUGUAGUGACAUUUGUUCAGAAAAAGCCAGGGCUGGCAGUCAUAAUUGGUGCAGUGGUUGGCGGGAUAGCAGUGCUAGCAGCUAUUGGGCUUGCUGUCUGCUGCAUUAUGAAAAAGAAGAAGACGAUAAAGAAGAAGUAGGCCAAAAAUGAAAGCC